AUGCCCAGGAGCUCCGCCACCGUCGCCUACGUCUCUCUGUCGACUCACGCGAUGCCAAACGCCCCGAAGCGCCGCCCCCGACCUCGUCUUCGUUGUUCGGCCGCCGAGAUCGCCGGCGACCUCCCGUCUUCAUCAGCUCCUCCCGACCUCGCCGACCCGCUCGUCGUGACCGUGCCGCUCGAGCUCGAGAUCGAGCUCGAGCUCCGCCGCCUCGGCUCGUCGGCGUUCGCGCGGUACAGGCCUCCUCCGCCCCCGUUCUCUGUCGAUCUGGAACCCCCGAGCACCCCUGAUCAUUUCCCCUUUCUUCCCCGCUUCUUUUGCAGCCGGAAACGGCCGGACCCGUCGACGCCCGAAGCUCCUCCACCGCGUGACCUCGUCGCCGGUGAACCAGGCCACCCCAGCGACCGCAACCACCUCCACCCAAACGGCGACUCGACGCUGAGUCUAGCCGUACCCUCGCCCGACCUCGCCGUGCCCUGCAUCGACGCCGGUGAGCUCGCCGACCCUCUGUCGCGGGAGCCGCUCGAGCUCGAGAUCGAGCUCGAGCUCCACCGCCUCGGCUCGUCGGCGUUCGCGCGGUACAGGCCUCCUCCGCCCCCGUUCUCUGUCGAUCUGGAACCCCCGAGCACCCCUGAUCAUUUCCCCUUUCUUCCCCGCUUCUUUUGCAGCCGGAAACGGCUAGACCCGUCGACGCCCGAAGCUCCUCCAUCGCGUGACCUCGUCGCCGGCGAACGAGGCCACCCCGGCUACCGCAACCACCUCCACCCGAACAGCGACUCGAUGUUGAGUCCAGCCGUACCCUCGCCCGACCUCGCUGUGCCCUGCAUCGACGCCGGUGAGCUCGCCGACCCUCUGUCGCGGGGUUAG
Molecule: messenger RNA, 867 nt
Organism: Aegilops tauschii subsp. strangulata
Lineage: Eukaryota; Viridiplantae; Streptophyta; Magnoliopsida; Poales; Poaceae
Source: RefSeq, a predicted model, not a curated record